AUGGGAAGCCUGCUACAAAGCAAACAUACUGAGAAGGAAUGGCAAUAUGUUUUAUCUAACCUGGAUGAUAAAUUUUGGAAGAUGGAGAAAAUGGAAACAGAUCUCUUUCCUCAUUUGUAUCUAAGUUAUCAUGAUCUAACUCCACAGAUGAAGCGAUGUUUCUCAUAUUGUGCUGUCUUUCCCAAGGAUUAUGAAAUAGACGUAGAUAGCCUCAUUAGAAUUUGGAUGGCACAAGGUUAUCUCACAACAGCAAAUAGCAGCAGUGAUCAUAAUCAGAUGGAACAAAAAGGCCGGGAGGUUUUUGGGAAUUUAGCAAUGCGGUCUUUGUUCCAAGAUUUUGAGAAAGAUUACGAGGAUUCCAACAUCAUUAUAUCUUGCAAAAUGCAUGACAUAGUGCAUGAUUUUGCGGAGUUUCUUACCAAAAAUGAAUGCUACAGUGUUGAUCGGCAAGAGGAUAAGGUGAAGAUUGAAAAUUUACGGCACCUAUCAUGGCAGAAAAUUGAAAGGCCUACGGAUCUUGAUUCCAUUUGUGAUGCCUUUGGAAAACUUCGCAGCUUUUUUGCUGAAGACCUUUCUCCAGAACAACUUACUCCAAAAAUGUUCAAUGGUCUAAAAUGUGUAAGAGUAUUGAGAUUGUGUGGCUGUAAGUUGCAGAAACUCCCAAAAGAAAUUGGAGAUUUGCUUCAACUGAGAUACAUUGAUUUGAGUUGUAGCAACAUAGAGGAGUUACCUGAUUCAAUUUGCUCUUUGGAUAACUUGCAAACUCUAAGACUUCGAAGAUGUGAGUAUUUUUCUAGACUUCCGGAAGGGAUUGGAAAUUUGCGUCACCUAAGCAAGAUUUAUUUAAGUUGGAGCAAAGUUGAGGAGUUACCUGAUUCAAUUUGCUCUUUGGAUAACUUGGAAAUUCUAAACCUUAAAGGAUGUGUGUAUCUCUCUAGUCUUCCUGAAGGGAUUGAAAAUUUGCGUCACCUAAGAAAGAUUUAUUUAAGUGAGAGCAAAGUUGAGGAGUUACCCGAUUCAAUUUGCUCUUUGGAUAACUUGGAAAUUCUAGACCUUAGAGGAUGUGAUUGUCUCUCUAGUCUUCCUGAAGAAAUUGGAAAUUUGCGUCACCUAAGGAAGAUUGAUAUAAACUUCCUAAAGGGAUUGGAAAUUUGUGUCACCUAA
Messenger RNA from Ipomoea nil (Japanese morning glory), 1164 nucleotides. Its product is annotated as putative disease resistance protein RGA1. Gene Ontology annotation, molecular function: protein binding. Gene Ontology annotation, biological process: defense response to fungus. Lineage: Eukaryota; Viridiplantae; Streptophyta; Magnoliopsida; Solanales; Convolvulaceae. The record is from RefSeq and is a predicted model, not a curated record. The coding region runs from base 1 to 1164 and encodes 387 amino acids. The transcript is spliced from 2 exons.